Messenger RNA from Armigeres subalbatus, 811 nucleotides. RefSeq names its product general odorant-binding protein 67-like. Lineage: Eukaryota; Metazoa; Arthropoda; Insecta; Diptera; Culicidae. The transcript is spliced from 5 exons. Bases 110 to 688 code for a protein of 192 amino acids. Gene Ontology annotation, molecular function: odorant binding. The record is from RefSeq and is a predicted model, not a curated record.
UUAAUUUUUUCAGUGGGACAAAUUGACUCGAGUUUGAGAUUUUUCAUCAAGGGUAACAUGGGACAAUUAUGCGUAGAAGGGCAGUACAGUGAACGCACAUUCUGCCAACAUGAAGUUCUGCUUCACUCUACUUUGUGCGAUCGGGCUGGUCGCAGCGGUUAACGGCAUGCAAAUCAGCCCAGAAUGUUUGGCUUCACCAAAUGAUGAAUCACCGAUGGAAUGCUGCAAAGCUCCAAAGGUCAUACCACCCAAAGAGAAGUUCACUGAAUGUCUUUCGAAGUUUCCGGUGCCAAUCGAUGAGCUUAAGUCGGGUAAUUUGCCGCCAAAUCAUAACUGCUUGGCGCAGUGCAUGUUUGAGCAGCAAGGCGUCAUGACCGAUGGAAUGGUGGACAAGGAUUCAGCAAUUAGUAAGAUGGUGGCCGUGAUGGGAUCGUCCGCUGAUUGGCAAGCGGCUGCAAAGAGUUCCGCUGAAACCUGCUACCAGAAAGUGGCUGCAGUUGGAGCGGAGAAAGACGGUCAAGGGUGUAGUGUGAUGGCGGGUAGUUUCAUCGAAUGCAUGCCCUCGCUGUUGUUUAUCAAUUGCCCUUCCUCUGCUUGGAAAGACAGCACCGAAUGCGAUCAAUUGAAAGCCCAUUUAGAAAAGGGAUGUUCCAUCAUGACUAUAUGGAAAGGACCACCACCACAUUAACUUUUCGAAAUAAUAAAAUAGGAAACUAUGAUGCUUCACAUCGAGUGUGAAUACAUAUAAUCAAAACAUACUUUCACAUAAUAUUAAAUGCUAAUACAGAUAACCUCCUAAAUCAUACAAAAA